AUGGAUGCUUACAAGAAGAGAGAGGCGACCACGUGGCAUGCUCCCAGUUCGAAAAAGGUCCUCUCUCUCUCUCUCACCCUCUCCGCACACACAGAUCAACUUCUGCAACUAGCAAGCAUGGGUGGUGGUGAUGGGGGUGGAGAUAUGCUACUCGGUUUCACUCCCGAGGCAGAAGCUUCGGUGGAACAAAGUUCUUCACCAUCAUCAUCAGGCUCCUCCUCUCUUCUAAGAUUACAGGAGAGAAUUGAGGAUGGAACAGUGGAUGGAGAGUGUGGGUCGGUGUUUGAAGGAUUUAGAAUUCCUUCAAGUUUUUUGGAACUUCAAGCUGAUCAGAAGGAGAGCAUUGUUUACAGGGAAGUCUUGGAGAGUUAUGAUCAGUUAGAGGAUAGAAGGAAGAGCUUGGAUGAAGGCAAGAGCAAAAUCUUGAGUUAUACUCCUGGAGGAUGGAUGGAGAAUGUCAUUGGCAUGAAAUUGAGGGACUAUGAUGUGCCGAACACGACAAUCCUCCUACUAAUUGGUCCCAAGGGAUCUGGAAAAAGCAGUCUUGUAAAUAGAAUUUCUAAGGUUUUUGAAGAUGACAAGUUUGCUUCUGAAAGAGCACAAUCAUUUCUUUUCAGUGAUACUUCGAAGUUAUUUCUUGCUGCAGAUAAUCCUUCUGUUGGAGAUGGAACCUACUUCCUUCAGGAAUAUAUGAUUCCAAGAGAUUCAACUUCUUUCUGUCUUUAUGAUACCCGUGGUUUGUCCUACAACUCAUCUGAUAAUGUUAAAAUGCUCAAGAAUUGGAUUACAGAAGGUGUUCAUCAUAGGGAGCUCAUUAUUAGGCCAUCGGAUAGUUCACAUUUGAGGAACAGAAUGAAGUGCAAAGCUCAUGGGAAUGGUUGUCAGCCCAAGGAGAAGAGGAUGGUUAACUUUGUCAUUUUUGUUGUCGAUGGUCUUGAAGUUCUGAAAUCCAUGGAUAAUGCUGUAGGCGAGGGGACAGAGUAUACGCAGAUGAUUGCUACUACUUUUGACUGCCCAUAUUUAUCGUUUAAUGAUGAUAAACCUGUGGUUGUUGUUACACACGGCGAUUUACUUUCACUCAAUGAUCGUGCUCGUGUACGUGUUCAUCUGGGGGAGCUGCUUGAAAGCCAUGAUCCAGUAACUGAGUUGGCAAUAGUCAGCAUGCUGCAUUAUUCCCUGGAGCAUGCUGAUAAAUAUCUUCCUCGCAAGGGCUGGACAGCCGAAAAGUGUGCUGACUUUGACAAAUGCUUGCAGAUUCGUAGAGUUGGUGGAGUAUGCCUCUCCACAUAUGCAUCUCUCUUCCUGAUUCUUGCAACUACCAUUAUAUCAAUCUACACACCACUUUUGCAUAUUCACCACCCCACUAAAUCAAAAUCUCUGGUGGAUCCUUCUAAAUCAGCAGCUCUGAUGGAUCCCCCUAUAUCAGUAGCUCUCUUGGAUCCACCUAAAUCAAAAGCUCAUAAUAGACCCCGUAAAUCAAAAGCUCACAACAGACCCCCUAAAUCAAAAGCUCAUGUGGAUCCCCCUAAAUCAAAACGUCUUGCCAAUUCCCAUCAAUCAGACGAUCGGAUUGUAAAUUGGCGUCCUCGCAUGCGCCUGUGGUUGGACUAG
Messenger RNA from Dovyalis caffra, 1611 nucleotides. The record is from the annotation of a GenBank genome assembly. NCBI's taxonomy places the organism in Eukaryota, Viridiplantae, Streptophyta, Magnoliopsida, Malpighiales, Salicaceae.